Messenger RNA from Klebsormidium nitens, 3539 nucleotides. The record is from the annotation of a GenBank genome assembly. NCBI's taxonomy places the organism in Eukaryota, Viridiplantae, Streptophyta, Klebsormidiophyceae, Klebsormidiales, Klebsormidiaceae.
GCUCAGUUGGCCGCCAGCGCCCACACUGACAGAAAAGCGCUGCGCUUUCUUGUGGCGGCUGCAGCUCGGCAAGCGAGAAGGGGCGCUAGGUGAGCCUGCGGGCUGCAAAUGCCAGUUCUACUGAUCAAUAGUGAAACUUGAAAGGCUCAAGGCUCAAGCUGAGCUCUGCUUGAAUUGUGGAGACCGCAUGGAGUAAUUUUGGAAAGAAGUUAUUCAUCACGGUUUGGCUGCGCCACCAUGCCGAUCUUCCAGCCAUACCGCGCCCUCGGGUACAUUACGGAGUCGACGCCAUUCAGCGUCCAAAAGCGUGGGCAAGAUGUCUACGUGACAGUCAGCAUUGGGAAGGCCUGGCAGAUAUACAAGUGCGGAAAGCUGCAGUUGACAUUCGUAGGCCCCCCCUUGGAGAAAAAUAUCAGGGCGCUCGCCUCUCGCAGGGACGUCACUUUUGCGGCGUAUGGGCGCAAAAUUGGCGUCUUUAAUCGGGCACAUCAGGUGGCAACCUGGGAGGGGCACACCGGCAAGAUCGUCCAGCUCCUGGUUCUGGGCAGCCACCUCUUGAGCAUAGGCGAUGACCGCAAGCUGCUCUUAUGGCCCCUCGGGAGGCCCGACGUGACGGAGCCGGAGGCCGAAAUCGAACUAGAGGACGGUUUCCAGCCAACAACGAUCAUGCAUCCCGACACAUACUUGAACAAGGUCCUCAUUGGCAGCGAAGACGGCCGCCUCCAGCUUUGGAACAUUUCUAGCCGUCAGAUGGUCUUCCAGUUCGACGGCUGGAAAUCGCCCGUGCGCUGCGCCGUUCCCUCACCUGCACUCGACGUCGUCGGCGUCGGCCUCGCCGAUGGUCGAGUUAUCGUCCAUAACCUCAAGUUUAACGAGACGGUUAUGACGCUAACCCACACCUUCGGCGGCCCCGUAAACGCCCUCUCCUUUCGCACCGACGGCCGGCCGCUGCUGGCCGCCGGGAACGGGAACGGUAUGGUAACGGUUUGGGACCUUGAAAAGAAGCAGCUGAGCACGGUCAUCAAGGACGCACACGAUGGGCCCGUGACUGCGCUCUACUUCUUCCCGAGCGAGCCCGUGCUGAUGUCAGCGGGGGCGGACAACUCGCUCAAGAUGUGGAUCUUUGACCAGGAGGACGGGGCGGCGAGAUUGCUGAGGUUUCGGUCGGGGCACAGCGCGCCCCCGUGCGCCAUUCAGUAUUACGCUUCGGGCAGGCAUAUUCUGUCGGCGGGGAACGACCGGGCGUUCCGGCUCUUCUCGACUAUCCAGGACCAACAGAGCCGCGAGCUGUCCCAAGGCCACCUGGCCAAGCGCGCGAAACGAUUAAAGCUGCGGGAAGAAGAACUGAAGUUGGCGCGAGUGACGGGUUUCGCGGUGUCGGAGGUGCGUGCGCGCGACUGGUGCAACGUGGUCACGUGCCACGAGGGCGACCCGCAGGCUUACACGUGGCGCCUCCAGAACUACGUGAUCGGGGAGCACGUGCUGCGGGCGCCGGGGGGGACGCCGUCGCCAGUCAGGGCGGCAUCCAUCAGCGCGUGCGGAAACUUUGCGGUGAUCGGCACAGCGAACGGGCGGAUCGACCGGUUUAAUCUGCAGUCAGGGAUUCACCGGGGGGGGUACAGCGAGAAGAAGGCGCAGUUCAGCCCGGCGCACGAGGGGGCGGUGGUCGGGGUAGAGUGCGACGGGAGCAAUAAGAUUCUUGUCAGCGGGGGGUACGACGGCCGGAUAAAGGUGUGGAACUUCAAGACGCGAAAACUGAUUGCGUCAUGGCCUGUGGGCUCCCCCCUGGUGCAAAUAACGUUUCACCGGGGGAACGGCCUGAUCGCCGCCGCCUCCGAUGACCUCACGAUCCGGGUGUACGACGCCGCGGCGCACCGGCUGGUGCGCAAGUUUCCGGGCCACGCGGAUCGCAUCACGGGGAUGUGCUUCAGCGAGGACGGCAGGUGGCUGCUGUCCGCAGGAAUGGACGCCACUCUCCGGGUAUGGGACGUGGUCGCGGCGCAACUGUUGGAUGCAAUGAAACUGGACGUCCCAAUUACCGCGCUGUCGCUCAGUCCUGGCAUGGACAUGCUAGCCACCACUCACGCAAACCGGAACGGAAUCUACCUCUGGGCCAAUCGCUUAUUGUACCUGGGCACCACCGAGGGCCAGGCGCUCAGCAGCUCCGAGCCCCGUCAAGUCCGCCUUCCGCUCGUGUCAGCGGACCCUUCGGAAGAGCCGGACCAGAACGGAACAGGUCGGGAAGAACGGGACGGAACGGCAGGGGCCGGCCCCUCGGAUAGACAGCAGCCUCCUACCUUAUUUCAAGAUGCCCCGCACAUCACCAACGAAGGUGAAAGGCGCGACCUGCCCGGCGAGACGAGCGGGCGGGGCCCUGUUCAGCAGCUGACCCCGGAGCUAAUAACCCUGGCAAUGCUCCCGCGAGCCCAGUGGCAGGGCCUCGUGAACCUUGACGUCAUCAAGGAGAGGAACAAGCCGAUCGAGCCCCCGAAGAAGCCGGAGAAAGCGCCCUUCUUCCUCCCCACGCUUCCCAGCGUCUCGGGGGUGCCGCAGUUUAUCGCUGCCGAAAAAGAAACGGAGGGGGCGGAACCGUCUACCGGGAAGAAGCGCGCACCGUCCAGAGUGCUCAAGCACAGCUCGGACGACGACUACCGGUCCGAAUUUGUACGGCGGCUGCACGAAGGAGCGGAGAGUGGGGACUACUCUCCGCUCGUCGCGCUGUUGCGCGAGAUGGCCCCCUCUGCGGUCGACUCGGAGCUGCGCGCCAUGGAGAUCGUGAACCUAGAUGCUGACGUCAGCGAGCAAGAGGAUGACGUCAGGGACGUGGGCGCCCUGCUGGACUUUAUCGCGCACGAGCUGGCGGCCAAGCGCAACUUCGAGCUCAUCCAGGCGCUGCUCAACCUCGCGCUCAAGGUGCACGGGGACGCUAUCAUCAGCAUUCCGCAGUUGCAAGCGAAGGCGGCGCUGAUUCUGCAGCUCCAAUCCGAAAGCUGGGGUAAGCUCGACCAGCUGUUCCAAAACGUGCGGUGCAUGGUUGGGUUUGUCGCAAACACGCAACAAUAGCGCCAUGAGUCAUGCGUGCUUGCUUAGAGGCUUGGUAAGGUUCACAUCAGAGCCGCUUAUGCCGGCGAGUACGGACCAGGAUUGCAUCAGCAGCGCUCAAGAAGACCCGUUUGAUGAAGCCGUUCCAGCCACAUUUGGGCACUUUUGUCAUCUCUACUAGGCUACAGGGCCUUGUGUCUGUUAGAGGCCGCAUAAUAAAAAGUGUUUAUCAACAGUCUCUUUGCAUCAUGUUCUCAAAGUGGCACGACAAGUAGCACGUGCAUCGCACCACCACAUUAGUAUUGGUGGUACUCAGUUGGUGAGAGAGCGGAGGCUUGAGCGCACGAGGGAUUGGGUGGGUAUCGUUGCUAUGAAUGAUAUGGUUGAUAUGGUACAGCUUAGUCACCACGUAGGAAGCUUACUAUGCAUUAUCGUCUACUGUUCGUGGCCUAUUGUAACUGUGCUGAGUUGAUGGUGAAUUGAACACAUGAGGCCAU